GGGAGGAGGAGAGGGAAGGAGGAGAAAGAGGAGAAGACAAAAGAUUCAUAAAAGUAAAGCAGUUGUGGACGACAGCAAAAGUUCUCGUAAAGCAUACCCCUUGCAAGUUGAAGGAAUGGGCAGCCUUCCAGUGGUCCUGCUCCUCUGCAGUUUCCGCGUGCUCACAGCUGUAGCCCAAGCCCAGGAGUCUGAGGCCACUGUAGGACCUGCAAGCCCCUUGCCAGCCAACUGUAGGGAAGAGAUGUAUCCUUGCACCAGGAUGUACUCGGUUCACAAGCCCAUCAAGAGAUGUAUUGGUGGUCUUUGUUUCUACAGCGUCCCUCGUGUCUACGUGAUCAACAAAGAGAUCUGCAUGAGGACUGUGUGCCAACAGGAUGAGUAUCUGAAAGCUGAGCUGUGCAGAGAGUUGUCUGGGUGGCCCAGACGUUUUGAGAGGUCAUCUAAUAGGAAACCCUGUCGCAGUCGCCGUAGCAACCCCAAAACCUGGGCAAACAAGGCCUGAUGGGCGCAGAAUGGCGAUGUGACCACCGGUGAGGAUGGAGCCCCUUAGAGACACAGAACUAGGGGCGUUGUCAUAAAAACAGCCCAUAACACCAUAAAUCCACUGCUCAACACCUGGGGGUCUUUUUCUUUCUCUUACACACACACAAACACACAAGUGUGCUGAGUCAUAUCUAUGUUUAUGUAUUAGUCUUUUAAUUGUGUGUGAAUAUUGAAGGUGUGCUCAUUUCAUCUGUGUGUUGUUGGACACAGAUCAUGUCUUCCAUGGUUUACGAUCCAUUUAAGGUACUGUAGUAAUGGGCCUAUAGCAGCACUGAGUCAUUUCAUUGUACAAAGAAAGACCCACUCUUGUGGAUUGUAAGGUACUCAUUGACAAUCCAGUAUUAUGUGCACUAUUGUAUCCAAUAAAAUAUAA
Molecule: messenger RNA, 916 nt
Organism: Seriola dumerili (greater amberjack)
Lineage: Eukaryota; Metazoa; Chordata; Actinopteri; Carangiformes; Carangidae
Gene: mfap5
Product: microfibrillar-associated protein 2-like
Exons: 7
Coding region: 116-502 (128 amino acids)
Biological process (GO): embryonic eye morphogenesis
Cellular component (GO): microfibril
Source: RefSeq, a predicted model, not a curated record